AUGACGUUAGAGUCAUUGUCUCUACCUCAUCCGAACGCCCUGCAAAGCUGUUUAAGGGUGGCGGGGAGUGAAGCUGGAAGAAACCCAGUUCCCAAAAUCUCGAAACUUCCACUAGGUCGUUCCAAAAUCAAGUCUUUAGCUGUGAGGAUGAGCUCGGGUACUUCUAAUGGCGGGAUAGGGAAGAAGAACCCACAUGGGAUAGGAGAGAACGAUGGCGUGAUCAUCGUCGACCAUGGGUCGCGGCGGAAAGAAUCUAAUCUCAUGCUAAAUGAGUUCGUUGCUAUGUUCAAGGAUAAAACAGGAUACCCAAUUGCGGAGCCGGCUCACAUGGAGCUGGCGGAUCCAUCGAUCAAAGACGCGUUUGACAUUUGCGUUCAACAAGGUGCGAAACGUGCUGUUGUCAGCCCAUUCUUCCUUUUCCCAGGACGCCAUUGGCACUAG
Messenger RNA from Linum trigynum, 441 nucleotides. Lineage: Eukaryota; Viridiplantae; Streptophyta; Magnoliopsida; Malpighiales; Linaceae. The record is from the annotation of a GenBank genome assembly.